Molecule: messenger RNA, 931 nt
Organism: Quercus lobata
Lineage: Eukaryota; Viridiplantae; Streptophyta; Magnoliopsida; Fagales; Fagaceae
Product: disease resistance protein RPP2A-like
Exons: 3
Coding region: 356-931 (191 amino acids)
Biological process (GO): defense response
Source: RefSeq, a predicted model, not a curated record
CUAGUUUGGAUCGGGGAGUUGGAUAAUCAUAACGACUAGAGACAAACAUUUGUUGGCCCAACACGGAGUGGAUCAAGAUAAUAUAUAUUGCCCUAAUACAUUAAACGAUCAAGAUGCUCUAAAACUUUUUUGUUUAAAAGCCUUCAAAAAAGAGCGACCCAAAGAAGGUUUUGUAAACGUCUCCCAUAGUGUUGUAAACUAUGCCAAAGGCCUUCCAUUAGCUCUUAUAGUUUUGGGUUCCUUUUUGGCUGGAAGAAGAAUUGAUGUAUGGAAAAGUGCAUUGGAGAGUUUAAAAAAAAUCCCAAAAAGAGAAAUAGUUGAUAUACUCAAAGUAAGUUAUGAUGGACUAGAGGAAAUGGUAAAGGAGAUAUUCUUGGAUAUUGCAUGUUUCUUUAGAGGGGAGAUGAAAUAUCGAGUAAUGGAGAUAUUAGAGAAUUGUGGAUUUGAUGCGGGAAUUGGUAUAAGUGUUCUUAUGGAUAAAUCUCUCAUAACCAUAGAAUUCGGGAAAUUCCAGAUGCAUGAUCUAUUAGAAGAAAUGGGUAGAGAAAUUAUCCGUCGAGAAUCAACAGAACCUGGAAAGCGCAGCAGGUUAUGGCUUUGUGAGGAUUUGCUUCAUGUAUUGACAAAUAAUACAGCAACAGAAGCAAUUCAAGCCAUAAUCCUAAAGUCUUUUGAAGAUGAAAGAGUCUGGAACUAUGAAGCCUUUCCUAAAGCCUUGUCAAAGAUGUAUAAUCUUAGAUUGCUUAUAAUUAUUGGUGUGCGCAUCCCAAAUGGACUCGAUUAUCUUUCUAAUAAUCUAAGAUAUCUUAAUUGGAUUGGCUAUUCUUCAAAAUGUUUACCAUCCAGUUUCCAACCAGAAAAACUUGUUGAACUUACUUUACCGAGUGGCAAAAUUGAAUAUCUUUGGGAAGGAAUAAAGCGGGAGCCUUGA